Carcharodon carcharias (great white shark) is the source of this 1217-nucleotide messenger RNA. It is a transcript of the gene smndc1, whose product is annotated as survival motor neuron domain containing 1. The coding region runs from base 267 to 914 and encodes 215 amino acids. NCBI's taxonomy places the organism in Eukaryota, Metazoa, Chordata, Chondrichthyes, Lamniformes, Lamnidae. Gene Ontology annotation, cellular component: cytoplasm; nucleus; precatalytic spliceosome. The record is from RefSeq and is a predicted model, not a curated record. The transcript is spliced from 7 exons. Gene Ontology annotation, biological process: mRNA processing; regulation of alternative mRNA splicing, via spliceosome. Gene Ontology annotation, molecular function: RNA binding.
AUGUCAGAUGAGCUGGCAAAACAGCUGGCCAGUUAUAAGGCACAACUUCAACAAGUAGAAGCUGCGCUGUCUUCUGAUGCAGACAAUGAAGAUCUCCUUAAAUUACAAAAAGAUUUGCAGUUGAUACACGCCAUGUUUGAUUUCAGGUGGAAAUGGACUCUGCAUCUUGUUCUUUCUGAGUCUCCAACUCACCAGAGAGCUAAUAUCCGCUAUGAGGUUAGCCAGCAAGUGACUCCAGCAGUGAUUGGAAUGCAGGACUGAAGAGAAUGACAAUUGGAUGUCAGCAGUAUUCAAACUCAGUGCCACCUGGUUCCUUGGAAGUAAUAGAGCUGACCAGAGACCUGUUGUCAAAUCAGCCAUCUGUUGCUGCAGCCAAUGCUGACAGCUCAACGAAUUCUGUGCCCAGUCACAAAUGGAAGACUGGUGACAAGUGUAUGGCCGUUUGGAAUGAGGAUGGACAAUUAUAUGAAGCGGAGAUUGAAGAGAUUGACCAGGAGAAUGGUACGGCUGCCAUCACCUUUUCUGGAUACGGUAAUGCUGAUGUGCUCCCCUUGGUCAACUUGAAACCUGUCGAAGAAGGAAAUGAUUCUGAAGAGCAGGGUGGCGACAAACCCAAAUCGAAGAAGGAAAUGGUCGCCCAGCAGAGGGAGUAUAAGAAGAAGAAAGCAUUGAAAAAGGCCCAGAGAAUGAAGGAGCUUGAACAGGAGCGAGAGGAACAAAAAGUAAAAUGGCAGCAGUUUAAUAAUAGAGCCUAUUCCAAGAACAAAAAAGGACAGGUAAAGAAAAGCAUUUUUGCCUCACCAGAGAGCGUGACUGGAAAAGUUGGAGUUGGCACAUGUGGGAUAGCAGACAGACCGAUGACUCAAUACCAAGACACGUCCAAAUACAACGUGCGGCAUCUUAUGCCACAAUAAUUAGCACUUGUAUAAAGUAUUUCCAAGACAGUGUAUUUCUUUUUUUUUGUGGAUGUCAUAUUACAUUAGUGCACUUUUAAUAGUUUUUUUGCCAAGUUCAUUUGGUGUAUCAGCACAAAAUUGUAGCUGUGUGAUACCAGAUAUGAAAGUUGAUUGUGUAUAGUUACCAUCCAUUACUGAAGCAGGUGGAGGAUUUGAUAAAUCGAUCUUCCUAUUUGAGGAAGUGUAAUUUUUACAAAUUGAUUUUUUUUUUUGUUUUGUAUGUAUAAUUGGGCAAUUUUAACAAAUAAAAAAGUAAAAUCA